GGCCGCGGCUGGGCGGGCUGCUGCUGGGGGCUGCUGGUGGACUGCGGCGGAGGCGCCGAGGAUGAAGAUCCAGUUUUGGGCUGAAGAUUCAUUUGGUGAUCAUUUCAUUGAGAUUAACUUGAAUAACCAAGUGUAAAGUGCAAGAAGAAUAUACUAUGGCUGAGGGAACUCAAAUUUUUUUAUUGCCGAGCUCUGCUUCUUUGAAUUCUACAAAAGAAACUAUGUCUCCAGCAGCCCCAAAAGCCCAGGAAUCCAGUCAGCUAUCCAGCAGACUCAUGGCUGAAAAGAAGCAGGAGGAAGCAGAAUGGGAAAGCAUAAAUGCGCUGUUGAUGACACACGGCUUAAAACCUCUGUGCCUAAUCAAAAGAUCAGAUCUUAAAGAUCUCAUCGUUUUUGACAAACAGUCAUCACAAAGAAUGAGGCAGAAUUUGAAAGUGCUGAUGGAAGAAACAGCCCGUCAACAGAGCAUGAUACAGGAGCUAAUCGAAACGAAUCAGCAGCUAAAGAAUGACCUUCAAGUAGAACAAAGCCGAGCAGCCCACCAGGAACAACGAGCUAAUGACUUGGAACAAAUUAUGGAGAGUGUGAGAUCCAAAAUUGGUGAAUUAGAAGAUGAAUCCCUAAGCAGAGUUUGCCAGCAGCAGAGAGAAAUUAAAGAUCUUCAGAAGGAGCACCAGGCGUUACAGUCAAAAUGCCAGCAUUACAAGAAAAAACGAAUAGAGCUAGAAGAGACUAUUGCUUCUUUGCAAAAGGAUAUCUACAGAUUAACAAAGGAGGAAGAAGAGCGCAUUGUCACUCAAAACAGGGUGUUUGCCCAUCUCUGCAGACGAGUUCCUCAUACAGUCUUGGAUAAACAAUUGCUUUGCCUAAUUGAUUACUAUGAAUCUAAAAUUAGAAAAAUUCGUACGCAAAGGCAGUAUGAAGAAGAAGAUGAAAGUCCAUCAGAAGAUGAAAAAGACUACAGAAAUGUGAAAACCCUACCAAGUUAUAAAGGCCUUCUGAUGUCAUUACAGAAUCAGCUCAAGGAAUCAAGAUCCAAGAUGGAUACACUUUUAAGUGAAAAGCUGAACCUCCAAAAAGAUUUGGAAAGCAGGCCCACAGAGCAUGAAUUAAGGCUUUAUAAACAACAGGUGAAGAAACUGGAAAGAGCACUUAAGAAAAGCAUCAAAUUACAAGAGCUUAUUGGUCAAAAAAAGACUGAGGACAUGGAGAAAAACGAUGAACCCAGCAAAGAAAGCCAUCAGCAGGCCCUAAUUGACCAGAGAUACUUUCAGGUGUUAUGUAGCAUCAACUCCAUUAUUCAUAAUCCAAGAGCUCCAGUUAUAAUUUAUAAACAAAGCAAAGGCGGAGCCCAAAACUACAAUAAAGAUAUUGUUCAAGACUGUGGAUUUGAACAUCUUGUUCCUAUAAUAGAAAGGUGGGCAGAUGAGCUAACAUCCCUAAAGGAUUUAUACAAGUCCUUGAAGACACUGUCUGCAGAACUGGUACCUUGGCAUAACUUGAAGAAACAGGAUGACAACGAAGGCAUCAAAGUUGAAGAUCUGUUAUUUAUGGUAGAUAUCAUGUUGGAAGAAGUUGAAAAUAAGGAAAAGGACAAGAACAUGCCAAACUUUCAAGCUUUGCAAGCUAUUGUUUCUCACUUUCAAAAACUAUUUGAUGUACCAUCUUUAAAUGGAGUCUACCCCCGGAUGAAUGAAGUGUACACGAGGCUUGGAGAAAUGAACAAUGCUGUGAGAAACCUCCAAGAACUCUUAGAAUUAGAUAGUUCAUCCUCAUUGUGUGUGGUGGUAAGCACAGUUGGAAAACUGUGUAAGCUGAUUAAUGAGGGUGUGAAUCAGCAGGUUAAGCAAGUAUUAGGACCUGAAGACCUCCAAAGCAUUAUCAACAAAUUGGAAGAACAUGAGGAAUUUUUUCCAGCAUUUCAGGCUUUUGCUAAUGAUCUACUUGAAAUCUUAGAAGUUGAUGACUUGGAUGCCAUUGUACCUGCAGUAAAGAAAUUAAAAAUACUUUCAUACUGAAAACAAAUCAUUUUUACUGUGUAAAUUGCAUUAACAUUUAAGUAUUUUAUAGGAUUGACCUUAUUUUAAGAUAAGAGUUCUAAUGUGUUAGUGCUCAGAGUUCAUCCUCUUCUUAGCCCUGGGUCACUAUCCAAUUAACUUUUUGAUUCUUUUAUUGAAAAUACCUAGGUUAUUAAAGUAAUAAAUUAAGUUUAGGUCCCUUAAUAACUUCUUGAAUAGUUCUUGAGUGCUUUAAAAUUUGUUUAAGGUAGGAUUUAUGAGUCAGAAAGAGAACAAGGGGGGAAAGAUUGCAAAUAAUAGAAAAGUUACAUUUAAGAAGGUUUAGAGAUCUUUUUGUCAGGGCAAAAAGGAAUGCCAGUUACUUUUCAAGUCCAGCCAGUAAGAAGCUACUGCUUUCCUAACAAGGAUUAAUUGGCACUUUCUAUUGAGACAUCCCUUGUGGCUGUUAUCCUUUCAAAGCAGGACCAAGAAAAGAAUAUUUUGUGUUAGCAUAGGAAAUGAAUCAUGAAGUAAAAUAGAUGAAUAGGUAGAAAUCUCUGAGAAAAUGUGUCUUUUGCAAUAUUGAUGUGAUGUAUCUUUUUUUAAAUAAGGACAUGAGAGCUUAAAUAAAAUUUCUGUAAAGAAUUUCCAAA
This is a messenger RNA of Jaculus jaculus (lesser Egyptian jerboa), 2650 nucleotides long. RefSeq names its product centrosomal protein 70 (gene Cep70). The record is from RefSeq and is a predicted model, not a curated record. Gene Ontology annotation, cellular component: centrosome. The transcript is spliced from 18 exons. Lineage: Eukaryota; Metazoa; Chordata; Mammalia; Rodentia; Dipodidae. Gene Ontology annotation, biological process: regulation of microtubule cytoskeleton organization; cilium assembly. Bases 156 to 2018 code for a protein of 620 amino acids. Gene Ontology annotation, molecular function: gamma-tubulin binding.